CUUGAAAUUGGAGAAGAACAAUUUGAUAUUAGUUUUGGAAAGUUUGAUGAAAAAAGUAAAAAAGAACAGAAAGAAGCAAUUGUAAAAUCAUUAGAUUGUGGUCGAAUUACAAGAGAAGUAUAUUGA
Molecule: messenger RNA, 126 nt
Organism: Dentiscutata heterogama
Lineage: Eukaryota; Fungi; Glomeromycota; Glomeromycetes; Diversisporales; Gigasporaceae
Source: the annotation of a GenBank genome assembly